Molecule: messenger RNA, 1527 nt
Organism: Spinacia oleracea (spinach)
Lineage: Eukaryota; Viridiplantae; Streptophyta; Magnoliopsida; Caryophyllales; Amaranthaceae
Product: fructose-1,6-bisphosphatase, chloroplastic
Exons: 3
Coding region: 134-1309 (391 amino acids)
Biological process (GO): fructose 1,6-bisphosphate metabolic process; fructose metabolic process; sucrose biosynthetic process
Cellular component (GO): cytoplasm; cytosol
Molecular function (GO): fructose 1,6-bisphosphate 1-phosphatase activity
Source: RefSeq, a predicted model, not a curated record
GUAUCUCACUUGUACUAGUUGUAGUCUUGUAGAUAAAGGUGCUCGUAGAAAUUAAUGAACACCAAAUCCCUAUCGUCAACCUCUGAAAUCAAAUGCCAAUUGACAAAACUUAGUAAAAGAAAACCAAAAUUCAAUGCUUUCAUCCACCGUAUUCAUCCAACCCACCUCUUUCUUCGUGGCAAAACCCCAUUUUUUCCCGCCAAAACCCACCCAAUUUUCUCUGCCGACCAAAAAUUUCAAUCCAAGUAUGUCAACUUUUGGUGGGUUUUCAGUUAAUGCUCAAUUAAGUAGUGAUAAUGAACCGCGAACACUAAUUGAGUACGUGGGUAAGGGAGGAAUUGAUGUGGGUGAUGAUUUAGUGAUCUUAAUUGAUCAUUUACAGUAUGCUUGCAAGAAAAUUGCUGCUCUUAUUGCUUCUCCCUUCAAUUCCAGUAUUGGGAAAUGUGUGGAAGGUUCUGGAAACAGUUCUGGUACUGAUAGAGAUGCCCCUAAACCUCUUGAUAUUGUCUCGAAUGAUAUUAUUUUGUCUUCUCUUGAAAGAUCUGGAAAAGUAGCAGUUGUGGCUUCAGAAGAAAAUGAUGCCCCAAUUUGUUUGAGUGACGAUGGUCCGUUUGUGGUGGUUAUGGAUCCUCUUGAUGGUUCGCGAAAUAUUGAUGCAUCAAUCCCCACUGGAACAAUAUUUGGCAUUUAUAAUCGUCUAAAGGAGCUAGAUCACCUUCCCUGUGAUGAAAAGGCGUCAUUAAAUUCACUUCAAAGUGGUAGCAAUCUGGUUGCUGCUGGAUACGUCCUCUACUCAUCAGCCACCAUUUUCUGUGCCACAUUCGGCUCUGGAGUACAUGCAUUCACAUUGGAUCGUUCAACUGGAGAUUUUAUUCUCACAGAUCCUAGUAUCAAAAUUCCACCUCGAGGUCAAAUUUAUUCUGUAAAUGAUGCUCGUUACUUUGAUUGGCCGGAAGGUUUGAAACAGUACAUUGAUACUAUCAGACAAGGAAAAGGGAAAUACCCAAAGAAAUAUUCAGCACGCUAUAUAUGCUCACUGGUAGCUGAUUUUCAUAGGACUUUACUGUACGGUGGAGUAGCAAUGAAUCCAAGAGACCAUCUUCGGCUUGUUUAUGAAGCAAACCCUCUCAGCUUUGUGGCAGAACAAGCUGGGGGAAAAGGUUGUGAUGGUAAAAGAAGGAUUCUUUCUAUCCAACCUGUUAAGCUACACCAGAGAUUACCUCUAUUUUUAGGUAGUCCUGAAGACAUUGAAGAAUUACAGAGUUACCAAGAUGUUCAGCAAAAAGUUAAUCCCGGUUAUCUAGUAUGAUGGGCAGUACAUAUUUUAUGAUAAGUCAUUCAUACAUUUGGUCUUAGGAAUCUGGGCCUUGCUGUAUGUUGGUUUCUGCUGAAAUUGUACUAGAAGAUCAUUGUUAUCAACUUCUGAUUCAGCAGAUAUGAGGUACGACCCCAGGAAAUCUGGUGUAAACACUGAAAAAUGGUGCAACUUUUUGUCACCCAAAAGCUGAAAAAUGAAAUAUUGUGAAA